Molecule: messenger RNA, 1367 nt
Organism: Syzygium oleosum
Lineage: Eukaryota; Viridiplantae; Streptophyta; Magnoliopsida; Myrtales; Myrtaceae
Exons: 7
Coding region: 315-1025 (236 amino acids)
Source: RefSeq, a predicted model, not a curated record
CAUCGCCGCCUACGGUGGUCGGAAAUUCGCGAGCGCUCUGCUUCUCCUCCUUCCUAUCUUCUCCGAGGAGGGAACUGCGUUUCAGAGAGAGAGAGAGAGUGAGUUCACGGCUGUGGAGGCAACGCUUCUCAGCCCAAGGUUCUUCCAUCGUGGACCCUUCGCCGUCAAACGAAGUUUCUUUCGAGGCUGUGGCACCAUUCAGUGGUGAUGUUCCUAUAGCACUCUAUUGAACAGCUGCAUACAAGUCCAUUUUGCUGGCGGCUAGUCCAAUUUGCCCGUACGCGCGUGUGUGUGACGCAUACUAAAAUCUCUAAAUGCCAAGAAAGAGAGCAAAGAGAGCUGCUAAACAACCUGCUCCACCACCCGGUGGAGAUGAGGAAAGGCCAUUAGAGAAAGCCCAAGACGAUGCUUCGACGGACCCGGAAGUGGAAAAAAGAGUUGCAGCAAUCAGAGCUAUUCGUGAUGUACAGAUUGAGCAUUUGCUGACUGAGUUAUGCCUACUGCGCUCGUGUAUGACUGAGGAACAGAUGGGAAGUCCCGUGCUCCAGUUUUUCACAGAAAAUCUUCCACAUCUAUCAUUUGAUCUAGACAGAGAAGAUGGGCAGUUCAAAGUCCAUUGGGGAAAUAAAGAUGGAAAAUUAUGUCUGGACAAUACUGAUGGAAAAACUCUACAUGCUUCACUUCUCCACCGAAUGUCCAUAGCUCAUCCUGGAAACUCUGAUGCAGUUCCAUUCUUUGGUGGCUUUGAGUUUUCCACCAAAGGUGGGAAAGCAGGCCUUCUUAGUUCGGAAAAUUUGCAAGUAAGGGACUUUGUUUUGGAUGAGCCAUCAGACUGUCAGAUGCUUGGGCUGCCGGAUACUCUUAGAACUCCUGGGCUGAGUAGCCAAAGGCUCUCCAUAGGGAUGACACCUAAAACCUUAAGGUUGCCUAAGCCUGGGGAGAUGCUUCUAUCUGUUCGUGGUUCUCCUCUCGGUGUCUUCAAAGAAGAGAACAUGGAAGUGAUAAACGAAUCUGAUGAAGAUUGACUAGAUCCAAAUCUGUCGGGAAUCAUGCUUUAAGAGUGGCAGCAAAAUGUCGAUUCAGUCUAAUUGCCACUGCUAUAACAGAGAAGCUUUUGCCAUGAUAAGCGAAUCUGAGCUUGUAUUGAAAAUUGAAUUGCUGCUGCUUAUACAUCGAAAAUAGGUGCUGGUCAACUGCACUGUCUUGUUUCUAGGGAUGUAUUCUUCCUUUCUAUGUCGAUGGGUCAAGUAGAUCAUUGAGCUUAUUCUGUUACAUGCACCAUGAAAUGUUUCUGUGGCAUAGCUAACUCGGGUUUGCUGAUCCAUUACUUUUGCUUGCCAAUCUAAAAAAAAAUUUCAAGCCUGAAA